This is a messenger RNA of Prorocentrum cordatum, 2262 nucleotides long. NCBI's taxonomy places the organism in Eukaryota, Dinophyceae, Prorocentrales, Prorocentraceae. The record is from the annotation of a GenBank genome assembly.
AUGGCUUGUGUUUUCCCGUCUGGACAGGCCAUCGUGGUUGGCGGUGGCCUGGGUGGUAUGUCGGCGGCCAACACGGUGCUGGAGAACAAUGGCAAGGUCGUGCUGCUCGACAAGUCCUCCUUCUGCGGGGGCAACUCCACCAAGGCCACCAGCGGCAUCAAUGGCGCGGAGACGAAGACUCAGAAGGACAAGGGUAUCAAUGACACCAUCACUCUGUUCACAAACGACACCCUCAAGGGUGGCGCCAAGAAGCCCGAGCUGGUCAAGGUCCUGUGCGGCAACAGCGGGGCCGAUGUCGACUGGCUGGUGGAGAAAUUCAACCUCGACCUGUCCCUGGUCGCCCGCCUAGGCGGCCACUCUGCGCCGCGAACCCACCGAGGAGCAGAGCGCUUCCCGGGGAUGACCAUCACCUACGCCCUGAUCCAGAUGGUCGAGAAGGUCGCCGAGAAAACGGAUAAGGCGCGCAUCAUCACCAAGGCCAGGGUCACCAAGCUGCUCACAAGCGGCAGUUCCUGCGUGGGCUGCAGCUACGAGAAGGGAGGCCAGGUUUUCUCCGAGAUGGGGCCGGUCAUCCUCGCCACCGGCGGCUUCGGUGCGGACUUCACCAGCAACUCCCUCCUGGCUCAGUACCGCCCCGACCUGAUGCACCUGCCGACCACCAACGGCGAGCACUGCACCGGCGACGGCAUCAAGAUGGGCGAGGCGAUCGGGGCCAAGUCUAUCGAUCUUGAGUGGGUGCAGGUGCACCCCACUGGCCUGGUGAAGCCCGACGACCCCGACGCCAAGAUCAAGUUCCUGGCUGCCGAGGCGCUCCGUGGCGUCGGCGGUCUGGUGCUGGAUGCGAACGGCAAGCGCUUCGCGAACGAGCUGGGACGCCGCGACUACGUCACAGGCGAGAUGUGGAAGAACAAGCCGCCCUUCCGGCUCUGCUUGAACAAGGCUGCGUCCGCUGAGAUCGCGUGGCACUGCAAGCAUUACACCGGCCGCGGCGUCAUGAAGUUUUACGAGACUGGCGAGGCGCUCGCCAAGGACAUGGGCGUUCCCGUUUCCGUGCUGGAGCAGACUCACAAGGAGCAUUUCGAGGCCGCUAAGAAGACCGAGAAGGACCCGGACGGCGGCUCAUUCCCGGCCUACCCCAGCGGUAAGUCUUGGGACGAGGCCAGCGGUAAGACUGGUUCGGGCAAGAAGUUCUACCACAACGUGAUCGACGGCCCCGCGGUGAAGAGCGAGCCCUUCUACGUGGCCAUCAUCACGCCAGUGAUACACUACUGCAUGGGCGGCCUCGAGAUCGACACGGACUCCGCCUGCGUCGGCGCCAACGGCAAGGCAAUCCCGGGGCUCUACGCGGCCGGCGAGGUCGCCGGCGGCGUGCACGGCAACAAUCGCUUGGGGGGCAAUUCGUUGCUGGACUGCGUGGUGUUCGGCCGCGUGGCGGGCCUCGCCGCGACCAAGUACAUGUUGGGCGCGGACUGCAAGCACGUGAGCCUCAAGGACCUCUCUGGCGGAGGCCUCACCGGCGAGGUGACGGCGUCCAAGAACGCGGGCGGCUCGUACGAGGAUGGCAUGAACAAGGGCGCGGAGGGCGGAAAGGCAAAGGGCGGCGCCGCGCCCGCCGGCAAGGGCGGCGUCAAGGGCUACUCCAUGGAGGAGGUGGCCAAGCACACCAGCAAGACUGACUGCUGGGUGGUCGUGGCUGGCGAGGUGCUCGACGUGACCUCGUUCCUGAGCCAGCACCCUGGAGGCGAGCUGGCCAUCCUCACGUUCGCCGGGAAGGACGCCACCGAGGAGUUCAACAUGAUCCAUCCUCCUGACGUGAUCCCGAAGUACGCCCCCGACGCCGCCAUCGGCGUGCUCGGCGCAGGGGGAUGGCAUGAACAAGGGCGCGGAGGGCGGAAAGGCAAAGGGCGGCGCCGCGCCCGCCGGCAAGGGCGGCGUCGAGGGCUACUCCAUGGAGGAGGUGGCCAAGCACACAAGCAAGACCGACUGCUGGGCGGUCGUGGCCGGCGAGGUGCUCGACGCGACCUCGUUCCUGAGCCGGCGCCCCGGAGGCGAGCUGGCCAUCCUCACGUUCGCCGGGGAGGGCGCCACCGAGGAGCUCAACAUGAUCCACCCUGCGGACGUGAUCCCGAAGUACGCCCCCGACGCCGCCAUCGGCGUGCUCGGCGCAGGGGGCGGCGCGGCCCCGGCGGCGGCGGCCGGCGCCGCGGCGGCGACGGCGGCCGCGGCGGGCAACCAUGGCUCCCCUCACCAUGGCGGAAGUAG